AUGAAUACCUCAUAUACACUACUUCUAUCCACACUGUUUGCAAAACGGAGGCAUUUAGUACAUGGAAUAAUACGCAGUGGUGAAAUUUUAGGUCUAAUUACCAUACCAGAAGUAAUAAAAGGCUAUUUUAGUUAUCAUGGGAAUUACGCUUCAAUGUUUUACACCACUUCAACGUUCAUAUUGUUGGUAAUAAGCUUGUUUAUUGCCAUACCGUAUCCAUUUGAGUUGAAAUUAUUUGACGAUGAUAAUGAACCUUUUGGAAACAGAAAUAUAGAACAGUUAAAUGCUCGAUUAGCAGCUUUUAACUUUCGUUUAUACGAUGAAAAGUAUCCCUGGGUGAAUUAUCCUACAGUUAAUCAGACAAUUGGUAUACGACGUUCCUACUUAGUGUUAUUGACAAAAAAAACUCAAAGAACUAAAAGAAUGCCAGAUCUUCGUGAAGAAAUUAGAGACAAAAAAACUGAUGACUGCCCUAUUACACAAAAUUUUACCAAUUACUUUUCAAAACCAUCACCAAGUGGUAUAAGACCUUUAUACAGAGACGAUAUACACUUUGAAGGAAAUAUUAAUUUAUUUUUUUCUUUGACUGAAAAGCAAGCUAUUUUGGAUUAUCACAAAUCUGUGAGUAGAUUAAUAACUGUGGAAGACAUCUAUAGACCAUACAGAAAAGCUAUUUGGCAAGUUACCAAAGAUCCCAUCAGACGAUCUAUACUAAUAGUUUUUGAUGUUCGAGGAAUAGAAUUUAUGACCUAUGUCAUUCUUUUAGGAGUAGACGGAAUUGUCAAUUUCGUUUUUAAUGCAGUUUUAACAAGUUACCUAAUGUUGACCGAUAAGAUUUACAUGCAUACAACACAUGAUAGUUUUAUGCUCAUUUGCCUAGGACUUUUACUUGGUCAAUUCAUUGGAUACAAUUGGUGGGAAAAGGAAGCGAUAAAUGUUUCUUAUAACGUUUCAUUCCUGUGUGUAUUUGCUAGUGGCUUAGCUAUCCAGUCAAAUGUGCAGUCUCGUUAUAAGAUUGUGAAAAUAUUAAGUCUAUUGAUUUACGGUCUAUUUACCGAACUCUUUUAUUGUAGUAUGAAAUCCAUUUAUUGUUAUCGAAUCAAUAAAAUGCGAUCUACUCAAUUUCACACAUAUGUGACACUUGUACGUGGAAUUGCAUCUGCUAUCUCAUUAAUGUGGAUUGGUAAAAUGAUACAGCCUAUAGUAAACACAAAAGAAAUCACAUCAUUUGGUAGUAAGACAUUAUUAUGUAAUGCUUUCUUUUUAUUUUUUGGUCAUAUGUACUUGGAUUACCGAAAAAUUAAAUCAUAAUCUGGAAUUAAAUAUAUUUUACAUAUAAGAUUUUCAUGGUUAAAUGUUAUUUAUAAGAUAGUUAAAGACAAAAAAAUAUAUACCUUAGUAAA
Messenger RNA from Daktulosphaira vitifoliae (grape phylloxera), 1403 nucleotides. RefSeq lists its product as uncharacterized. The coding region runs from base 1 to 1311 and encodes 436 amino acids. NCBI's taxonomy places the organism in Eukaryota, Metazoa, Arthropoda, Insecta, Hemiptera, Phylloxeridae. The transcript has 7 exons. The record is from RefSeq and is a predicted model, not a curated record.